CCCGCUCGGCACUCGGCCCCGGCAAAGCGCUCUCCCCCGGCCAAGUCCUUAGCCUGCCCGCCACUCAGGCACAGGCAAUACACUCCUCCGACAACCACAUCCAUGGAUAUGGAUAACAUUCCAGUCACCAGUAACCAGGAACCAAUAUGACGGUAGGUAAAGGUCAUCUCCGAAUUUCAUCCACAUAGACAUACAUAUACAUGCAGCAGCGACCCUUAGAUUUCUUAACUAACCGCAACCACCCACAUUUACCUCCAACAUCCUCCACACAACCAACAUGACCUCCCAAUCCAAAACAAUUCUCCUCCUCAACGGUCCCAACCUCAACCUUCUCGGUCUCCGCGAACCCCACAUCUACGGCAGUACCACCCUCCCUGAGAUCGAAUCCAGCUGUGCCACCCUAGCAUCCACCCUAAACUGCACUCUGCAAAGCUUCCAAUCCAACCACGAGGGGGCCAUCGUGGACCGCAUCCACGCCGCACGGGGUGUCGUCGACGCUAUCAUCAUAAACCCCGGGGCAUACACACACACGAGCGUGGCGAUUCGAGAUGCACUGCUGGGCGUUGCGAUCCCGUUUAUCGAGCUGCAUGUGAGUAAUGUGCAUGCGAGAGAGGAGUGGAGACAUAAGAGUUAUUUUAGUGACAAGGCGAGUGGGAUUAUUGUGGGGUUGGGGGUGGAAGGGUAUAAGGUUGCGGUGGAGUUUGUGGCGAGGAAUUGGAAGGUUUUGGACAAGGGGAAGCUAUAGAUGUACUGUUGAGGGGGUAUGUAUAUAGAGGUAGAUGGAUGUUGCUAUCUAUGCUGCAUCGUGCUAUCGUCUUCGACGAGUAUGCAUAUGUACAAUCGUCA
This is a messenger RNA of Aspergillus sclerotioniger CBS 115572, 846 nucleotides long. RefSeq names its product type II 3-dehydroquinate dehydratase. Gene Ontology annotation, biological process: quinate catabolic process. NCBI's taxonomy places the organism in Eukaryota, Fungi, Ascomycota, Eurotiomycetes, Eurotiales, Aspergillaceae. Bases 278 to 745 code for a protein of 155 amino acids. Gene Ontology annotation, molecular function: 3-dehydroquinate dehydratase activity. The record is from RefSeq and is a predicted model, not a curated record. The transcript has a single exon.